Nerophis lumbriciformis (worm pipefish) is the source of this 1095-nucleotide messenger RNA. RefSeq names its product meteorin-like protein. Lineage: Eukaryota; Metazoa; Chordata; Actinopteri; Syngnathiformes; Syngnathidae. Gene Ontology annotation, molecular function: hormone activity. The record is from RefSeq and is a predicted model, not a curated record.
UUCUCUCCGCGGCUUGUCGGAGGUUUUGCAGCGUGUUGGAGAUGUUUCUGCGCGGAGUUGUCUUCGUCGUCUGCUUUCUGACGAGUCGUCAGCUGCGGCUUUGUGCGGCGGAUCUUUGCAACUGGAGUGGAAGUGGUUUCCCCGCUGGAGUGGACACCAGGAUGGUCCUGCAGGUGCGACUCCGCUGCACAGAGGGUUCUGUGAGGUGGGUCCACCCGGGCCAAGCUCUGAGGGUGGUCCUCGAGCCCAAUCUCUCCUCCGUUAAGCGCACCUCAAUCUGCAUCAAACCGUUCCGGACCUUCGGCGGCGCCAACCUGUUCGUAGAAAGGGACGGGACACUGGAGCUGCUGGUCACGGACGACCAGAGGGCAGAACAUGUCAGGUGUUUUCCAGCUGAGGGACCACAGAUGCCCGCCAUCUACAUCCAGAUGAGCCCUCUGGGAGACGGACCAUGGAGUCGACGUAGGAUGGGUUUUAGAUAUGAGCUGACGGCCAAUAGGAGAGCAGCAACCAGCCUGGACCACACUACUUCAUGUCGGCCAUGCGACGACACCGAGCUGCUGAUGGCCGUCUGCAACAGUGACUUUGUGGUCCGAGGCUACAUAGAGAACGUCCUGCACGACCUCGGUGGUCACACAUCGUUGGUGGAAGUGUUGGCGGCGAGGGUUCACUGGCAGCGUAGCGCCGUGUUCCGGCGUCAUUCCGACCCUUCCGGGUCGCCGCGUCCGUGGCGCGGUGUCAUCCGGGCACACCUGCAGUGUGGCGUGAGGCCCGGAGACGGAGAGUUUCUUUUCACGGGGUCAGAACACUUUGGGGAAGCUUGGCUGGGGUGUGCCCCACGUUAUAAAGACUUCCUGGCGGUUUACCAGACCGCUAAGGCGUCACGGCAGAUUCUCUGUGACUUUCCUUUGGACUAAGGCAUACUUGCCAACCCCUCCCGAAAUCCAGAGCCUCUCCCGAAAACCUCCCAGGACAAAUUUUCUCCCGAAAAUCUCCCGAAAUUCAGGCACACAAUAUAAACGGCAUACCUGCCCAAUCACGUUAUAACUGUAGAAUGAUGGAGGGCGAGUUCUUGGUUUCUUAUGUGGGUUUAUU